Coccidioides posadasii C735 delta SOWgp is the source of this 883-nucleotide messenger RNA. It is a transcript of the gene RPL17, whose product is annotated as 60S ribosomal protein uL22. Gene Ontology annotation, molecular function: structural constituent of ribosome. Gene Ontology annotation, biological process: cytoplasmic translation. NCBI's taxonomy places the organism in Eukaryota, Fungi, Ascomycota, Eurotiomycetes, Onygenales, Onygenaceae. Gene Ontology annotation, cellular component: cytosolic large ribosomal subunit; ribosome. The record is from RefSeq and is a predicted model, not a curated record.
CACCUCGACUGACUUGGAGAUCAAUCAACCGAGCAUCAGGGACCAUCUCAUAUACACGACAACCCGCUCAAGAUGGUCCGUUACGCCGCCCAAUCGAUCCCGAGUGCGAAGAGCGCACGAUCUCGAGGAUCCUACUUGCGCGUUAGCUUCAAGAACACCCGCGAGACGGCUCAGGCGAUCAAUGGAUUGAAGUUGCAGCGGGCGGUUGCCUUUUUGGAGAAUGUCAUUGGACACAAGGAGGCUGUUCCCAUGAGAAGAUACGCCGGUAGCACUGGACGAUGCGCUCAGGGCAAGCAAUUCGGUGUUUCCAAGGCUCGCUGGCCCGUCAAGUCCGCCCAGUUUCUCCUCGGUCUCCUCAAGAACGCUGAGGCCAAUGCCGAUACCAAGGGUCUGGAUACCGGCAACCUCAUCGUUAAGCACAUCCAGGUCAACCAGGCUCCCAAGCAGCGGAGACGUACCUACCGUGCCCACGGCCGUAUUAACCCCUACAUGUCCAGCCCCUGCCACAUUGAGAUGAUCUUGACCGAAGGAGAAGAAGUUGUCCAGAAGGCCCCAACUGUUGUUGAACGGGAAGGAUCCAGACUCACAUCCAGACAGCGGGGAUCUCGUGUGCGUCAGGCUAUUACCGCAGCAUAAAUCAAAUUUCAAAUCUUUUUAAACACAAAACAAACAAAUACGACUCCCGUUGAGAUGGACUAAAAGGGAAAUGAAGUAAAGGCGCGAAAUGAGCUGUGGGCGUUUCUCGCUUCGUUUCCUAUUUUAUCCUGAUAUCUCAAUACAUGACUGUUUGUAAUGCGGCGCGUCUUAGGUCUUCAUAAAUCUGAUGGUCCAUGGGUCAGCUUCCUCUUUUCUUCAAAUGCAUAUCUGUUCAUUAGUUUCCAUG